GCCUGCACUGUGGAAAAGCUCCGAGCGGUAAAGCUGUCUCCACUGCACGCGCGCUGCCUUCCAUUUCCCCAGUCUCUCUUUCUACUUUAUUGUGCAUAAUAGCGCGUUUCCUCUGCAGCAGACUACUGUGCAAGGCUCGGCGCAACAAGUUUGCUCGAGCCCCCGCGACGCGCCCGUCAGACAGGUUGACUUGCUUUUGGCUGGAGCGGAGUAGAGCGCCUCUCUUUUUGGUCGCUGUCACCACAAAGUCACACUGCACGUGAACGCGGCGUCGCAGAAUCUCACUCACACACUCACACUCACACACACACACACACACACACACACACACACACACACACACACACACACACACACACACACACACACACUUUCUCGCAGAACAGUGUGCCAUAAAUUCGCGACUCCGCGCCAGAUGCAGUUUGCUCCCAGCGGCGCGUGUAGUUGUAGUUAAAUGGAGAUCGCGGCGGCAAGAGGAGCAUCUUCGUGCGUGGAGAAAAUGGAGAAAGAAGUGGCGCCUCAGAAGCGACAAUGUCACCGCGCAACAGUGCUGAACAUAUUCUCAUCUUUAUUUUCGGUGGCGUCCAUCGCCUUCUGCGUUCUGCUGAGCAUUAACUCAGCUGAUAUCAAGAACCGGGUUUUGGAUUUGGAGAGUGGGAAUGGCGAGCACACCUUCAUCCGUGCCCCGGGUUACUCCAUGGAUGAUUUUAAUUCACUCAUUGAACAAAGAGUGGACGAGCUGCUCUCUCAGCGCUCCUAUGAAAAUUUUGUCAAGAUUCGGACUGCCAGACAAGCAGCAGCUGAAUGCAACUGCCCCCCAGGACCUCCAGGAAAGCGUGGAAGAAGAGGUCGCGAUGGAGAACCUGGACCUCCUGGCACUCCAGGUCCAAAGGGUGAAAAGGGGGAUCAAGGCGACCAGGGACCACGGAUGGUCUUCCCUAAGAUCAAUCAUGGCUUUCUUUCCGCUGACCAGCAGCUCAUAAAGCGGCGGCUCAUUAAGGGAGAUCAAGGGCAAGCAGGACCACCUGGGCCUCCAGGGCCACCGGGCCCUCCUGGGCCAAGGGGGCCUCCAGGGGACACGGGAAAAGACGGGCCUAGAGGUGUGCCUGGUCUACCAGGUGAUCCAGGGCAGCCCGGAGAUACAGGACCCAUGGGACCUGAGGGGCCAGAAGGGCAGAAGGGUUCACUCGGGCCUCCUGGCAACCCUGGUGUUGAUGGACUAAAGGGGGAUGUUGGCAUCCCAGGAUUUGACGGUGUUCCCGGAGCCAAGGGCGAAUUGGGCGAGCGAGGUGAAAAGGGCGAUAUGGGUGAAGAUGGGCCGAAAGGUGAUUUGGGAGAGAAGGGAGAUGCUGGCUCCUCUGCUGCAGGCAUCAAGGGUGAACCAGGGGAGCCUGGACGAAGUGGAUAUAAGGGAGAGCCAGGACUUCCAGGGCUGCCUGGACUCCCAGGGAUAAAGGGCGAGCCGGGAUUCCUCGGCCCUCAGGGAGAACCAGGCCUUCCAGGACUCCCAGGAACAAAGGGGGAGAGAGGUGACCACGGGCCACCAGGAAAAGGUGAACGAGGAGACAUUGGACCUUUUGGACCAAAGGGUUCACAGGGAGAGUCUGGCACACCUGGUCCUAAAGGGUCAAAGGGGGAGACUGGAGAUAGCGGUGACUUGGGAUCUAUUGGCCCAAAGGGCCCUCCAGGACAGAAAGGAGAGCAAGGAGCCACAGAAAUCAUCGACUACAAUGGAAACAUUCAGGAGGCUUUGCAGAAGAUUACCACUAUUACAGUAACGGGACCUCCUGGGCCUCCUGGGCCAAUCGGGCCACAUGGUUUUAAGGGAGAUCGUGGUAUGCCUGGUCUCCCUGGACUGGAUGGUGAAAGAGGCUACAAGGGUUCAAAGGGAGACAUGGGAAUGCCUGGAGCUUCAGGGGAUAAAGGAGGAACUGGUUUACCCGGCCUCCCCGGUGUCAAUGGGAUGAAAGGGGACAAAGGAGAUUCAGGUCUGACUGGUCCUCAAGGUGCUUCAAUCAGCGGUCCUCCAGGGCCACCUGGGCCCCAUGGACCCCCUGGACCAAUGGGACCCCAUGGUUUCCCUGGAGCGAAGGGGGAAUCUGGUUUGCAUGGUAUGAAGGGUAUUCGAGGGGAAUCAGGUCACAAAGGGGACCGCGGACCACUUGGUCUCCCUGGCAUGGAUGGGCCUUCGGGUCCAGCUGGUCCUGCUGGGCCGAAAGGCGACAUUGGUGAGAAAGGAGCACAAGGCGAGCCAGGACCAAGGGGACCUUACGGACUUCCUGGAGCGGCUGGAACACCAGGCUUGGAUGGGUUGCCAGGUUUAAGGGGAGAAAAAGGCGACCUUGGGGAAAGAGGAGAAAAGGGUUUCCGGGGAUUUAAGGGUGAAAAGGGGGAACCAGGGCAGCCAGGUCUGGAUGGGCUGGAUGCCCCAUGCCAAUUGGGUCCGGAUGGAUUACCGAUGCCUGGGUGCUGGCAGAAGGGAGUCACGCCAUGGCUGGUAGCCUGAAAACCCCGAGAAAAAAGUAAAGUUGUUGUUGCUUUAUUGUGGUGAUGCCUGCAGAGGGUUGUGAUAUCAGCAGGUUUUCACUGAUGUGGCUCUGCACCAGCAUCAAUGUGGUGCCUCCACAUGUCACCGGACCAGAGGGGAGGACUUAGCGGGGCUCACUGCACUGAUAGGGAAGUUAAUCAGGCUCAGGACCCCCUCUGAGAAAACGGACCGGGGGUGGAUCCAAAGGAGAGUCGCUGAGAGUCGACCUCUGUGGAGGUCAGCCGGAGCGUCUGCCUCUCCUUUACAGGGGAUGCUUCGAUGUCUACUGAGAGCGUAAACAGAAUACAAUCAUGCCUUUUUUUCUUUAUUUUUUCUUUUGUUUUUGCUCUCAUUCUUUAACAUCAUUUGUAUUUUGUGUAUAAUAGCCUUUGGUGCCUCAAGCUUUUAUUCAUUCCUUUAUCAGAAAUGUACAACUUUAUAUCACAUUUGGAGUCAUUGGAAUAUGUUUAUUUCCGAGGGUUAAGCUUUGUUUGGGUGAAAACGUGUUCAUGAGUCACACCUUGUGUGUGUACUGUGCUUUGUGUGAAAUGUUUUGACAGAACUCUUUGAAUGGUAUGCUGCAGAUAAUCUGUACAGGGUUCUGAAGAAGCUGUUGGUUCAUGCUCAAACACACCCAGCAUUGUAACAAAAUUGCUACAUGUUCAUUCUGGACUUGUUUUAUGGGAUGUUCUCUGGGCUUCUCACUGCAUGGACACAAUGUACGACUUUUUUGGUUUCUUAGAUAUUGCAGAUGAGCGUUCAUUUUGAGCAGAUUGAGAUUUAGUUGAGCGUGCAGUAGCUGGUACUUCAGGUGGGUCAAAAUGAGGCAAAUAAUGUGGAACAGCAGUUACAUUUUCACUGCUCCUUUUCACCUUAUGCAUUGUCUCAAACACACGGCAAACAUGUAUUUCAUUGCAAGAAAAAGCUUGAUUCACUCGACACAGAUAAUUGAUUACCACAGUCGAACUGGUGGCCAGUUUUGUCACAUUCCAUAUCAGAUGAAGCCAAAAGUGCAGCAGAAGGUCAGGACACACAGUUUUUUUUUUCACCAUAUUUUACACGUCUCAUCAUGUUUUCUUAUAUAUUCUAAUUGCCUUCUGACAUAGUGGGUGCUAUGCAUGGUGAUGCUCACAGUCCUUUUUUUUUUCUUCUUCAGCAUAUACAAAUA
Molecule: messenger RNA, 3695 nt
Organism: Labrus mixtus (cuckoo wrasse)
Lineage: Eukaryota; Metazoa; Chordata; Actinopteri; Labriformes; Labridae
Product: collagen alpha-1(XXV) chain
Exons: 37
Coding region: 455-2506 (683 amino acids)
Source: RefSeq, a predicted model, not a curated record